Messenger RNA from Lontra canadensis (Northern American river otter), 5102 nucleotides. It is a transcript of the gene FAM135B, whose product is annotated as family with sequence similarity 135 member B. The record is from RefSeq and is a predicted model, not a curated record. The transcript is spliced from 20 exons. Bases 347 to 4528 code for a protein of 1393 amino acids. Lineage: Eukaryota; Metazoa; Chordata; Mammalia; Carnivora; Mustelidae.
UCCUCCUCCGCAGUGCCGGCGGCAGGCGCCCGCCCCGCGCCCAGCCUCGCCGGCCGGCCCGGCUCGCGGGGCUGCCCGGAGGCCGCGGCCGGGCAGCUGUUGCGCCGAGAGGGGGCAGCUGCGGAGUUCCAUAACCAUAGCAACCGCAUCAGCACCGCGGCGGCGGGCGGCAGCUCUCGCUCCUCCUCCAGGCAGCCUCGCCGCGGGCACCCGAGACCCAGCUCGCGGGCGCCCGGACCCCGCGGAGCGCCCACCGCCGCUGCAGAGAGCGGGGAGGGAGGCAGCCGGCGCGGCCGGAGCCGAGGGGAGCCCUGCAGUGGGAGGCAGGUAAUGAACCAAAAAGAUCAUGUCUGAAGUACAAGGAACGGUUGAGUUUUCUGUAGAGCUACAUAAAUUUUAUAAUGUGGAUCUCUUUCAGAGAGGGUAUUACCAGAUCCGAGUGACCUUGAAGGUGUCCUCAAGGAUCCCCCACAGACUGAGCGCCUCCAUCGUCGGGCAGACAGACAGCAGCAGCCUGCACUCAGCCUACGCCCAUGAGAACGCCGUGCACAGCAGGGUCUUUCAGAUCUUGUACAGGAACGAAGAGGUCUCCAUAAAUGACGCCGUCCUCUUCCGGGCUCAUUUGCUCUUAGAUGGAGAAAGGGUGGAGGAGGCGCUAAGUGAGGUCGAUUUUCAGCUCAAGGUGGAUCUGCACUUUACGGACAGUGAGCAGCAGCUGAGGGACGUGUCUGGGGCCCCCCUGAUCAGCAGCCGCACGCUCGGCCUACACUUCCACGCCUGGAGGGGUCUGCACCACCAGGUCCCCGUCAUGUUCGACUACUUCCACCUGUCAGUCAUCUCGGUGACCAUCCAUGCCGCCCUCGUGGCCCUGCAGCAGCCCUUGAUCAGUUUUACCCGUCCGGGAAGAGGCUCCUGGCUUGGUAAAGGCGGGCCAGACACGGGACCAGAGCAGUCCAGCCUCUCUCUGGAAAACCUGGUCUUCGGAGCUGGAUACUGCAAGCCGACUUCUUCCGAGGGGAGCUUCUACGUGCCGUCCGAGAACUGCAUGCAGCACGCACACCGGUGGCAUCGGGAGCUGUGCUGCCUGCUCCUGCGCGCCUACGGGGGACUCCGCGCCUACUUCCUGGCCAUCAUGCGGGACAUCCCGGAGCUGCCGCACAUGGAGCUAGAGUCCCUUGCUGUGGAGGAAACGCUCUCUCAGCUGUGCUCAGAGCUACAGAUGUUGAACAAUCCCGAGAAGAUAGCUGAGCAGAUUAGUAAGGAUCUCGCCUGGCUCACUUCCCACCUGAUGGCUCUGUGGACCCAGUUCCUCGACACGGUGACCCUACACUCCCAGGUGACCUCUUAUCUCACCCAGCAACAUCACACCUUGAGGGUCCGAAGGUUUUCUGAGGCCUUCUUUUAUAUGGAGCACCAAAAGCUGGCCGUCCUGACCUUUCAGGAGAAUCUGAUACAGACCCACAGCCAGCUGUCUUUGGACAUCCGAAACUCCGAGUACCUCACCACCAUGCCCCCGCUGCCCGCGGAGUGCCUGGACAUCGACGGCGAUUGGAACACCUUGCCGGUUAUCUUUGAGGACAGAUAUGUGGACUGCCCUGCAACAGGGCACAAUUUGAGUAUUUAUCCUAAUUUUGACGUUCCAACAAGUCCCGCAAUAACGAAUCUAAACAACAGAGAAGAGAACCCUACUGUAAAUAGAAAAUCACCUUUCAGGGAAGACCUUGUCUUGCCCACCAUGAAACCACCCCAGGCGGACUCUGAUACGGAAGUUAUUAGGUGUCCAGAGCCAGAGGACAAAGUAAUCACACCACAAUGUAUGGACACGUGCUCCGAAUCUCAGGUGUAUCUGACAAUUGGCGAAUCCCAGAACAAAGCAGGUUUGCCUGAAGAGGAAUGCUGGACUGGCCAGAGAUCUGAUGUUGGAACACUUUCACUGGCAGAUGAGGACCCGCCCAGAAGGAGUCCAGGUCUAGAGGAUGGCCAGGCCCCGGCACUCACCUACAUUGAUGUGAAGUCUAGCAAUAAGAGGCCUUGUAGUGUGGAACCCACAGUGGUCAUUAGUGUUCAGCAGGAGAGUGGGCACUCUCCAGAUAGCUGUGAAUCGGACAGAGCUGUACCAAGCCAAGAGGUAGCUGGGGGAGGUCACCAAAAUGCCAUCCUUUCAGAGAAAACAACGCUGCAUGAGUUAAGUACUCUAGGAAAGGUUGCAGACCAGGAGGGCAAGAUGGCACUGCUGAGUCUGAAACUCAUCCCCUCCGAGCCCUGUGAUCCACUAAACUCAACUUUGAGGGAUCCCUUGGAUGUUAGGGCUUCCCCAAAAGAUCCUCACUCAGAGGAGCAGGAAGAAGUGUCGGUGCUCUCCGGGGUCAUCAAGAGAUCUUCUUCCAUCAUCUCCGAUUCAGGCAUUGAGAGUGAGCCAAGCUCUGUUGCCUGGUCCGAGGUGCGAAGCAGGGCCCUGGAGUUACCCAGUGACCGGGAAGUCUUGCACCAUCUGGUUCGAAGACAUGCCCUGCACAGGAACUCCUUAGAGGGUGGACACACAGAGAGCAAUACGAGUUUGCCGAGUGGGAUCCAGGCAUCUCUCACCUCCAUUUGCUCUUUGCCCUUUGAGGAGGAAGAACGGGAGUUGGCACUCACCAAGUUGACCAAGUCUGUGUCUGCACCCCAAAUCAGUAGCCCAGAGGAGUCUGCUGAAGGUGGAGGUCUUGCUGAAGGUUCAGCCAUACCCAUGGAGAGUGUAGACUCCCCGGGAUCCAGAAUCCAGGAUGCUGGGGCAGACCAUUCCCUUGUGCAGGUGGUUUCAGGUGCUGAUGGCCAGCAGGUCCCUGGUUACAUAGACAUCCCCAAAGGUACAGAGAGUCAGUUUGAUCCUCAAGAACCUUCUUGUCUUGAUGGGAGGACUGAGACCCCUCCAGGUGUUGAAACCAAAGGUCUUAAUGUAAAAAUACCACGUAUCAUUGCACUUGAAAACCCUAGGCAUGGAUCUUGUCCUAGAGUACUAAAGGAGACCCCAGAGGGCAAGCCUGAAGACUUGAAUGUGGAGAAUGAUGCUCCUUCCAACAGUAGCAUCUCAGAUGAUGAGACGAUUGCCCACCAUAAGGUGCCUGAGUGGAACUCUAGGACAGCUGCUGAUGCCAGUGACCUGGAGUCCACAAGCGAGCAGAACAGCUCACCAGACAAGCAGAACAGCUCACCAGGCAUCGUCGAUGAUGCAGCUUUUAGUGAAGGAACUCAAGCUUGUCUGGAGGCUGGAUGUGAAGCAGGCACUUUAGGUUCCACUGUGACUCCCUCCAUUCACUCCCAGGUUUUAGGAAACCAAGAGCCAAAGACAGGCAUGGCGUCUCACCUGGGUUCAGUGGAGACCUUCACUCUGGACAGCCUGAAAGCCGUGGAGGUCGUCAACCUGUCCGUGUCUUGCACUGCCACAUGUCUCCCUUUCUCAUCUGUGCCCAAGGAGACCCCUGCCCGGGCUGGAUACUCUGCCAAGCAGACCCCGUUGCCCAUCACUCAUCAACCUUUGGGUUCCUUUGGAGUUGUCUCCACCCAUUCGAGCAAGUUGGAGGAAGAAGUCAGUGAGAGGAUGUACAGUUUUUAUCAGGCCAAAGAAAAAUUUAAAAAAGAACUGAAGAUUGAUGGAUUUCUGUACAGUGACUUAUCUGUACUAGCUUCUGAUAUACCGUAUUUCCCACCAGAGGAAGAGGAAGAAAAUUUGGAAGAUGGGAUUCACCUGGUAGUCUGUGUCCAUGGCCUAGAUGGAAACAGUGCCGACCUCCGCCUGGUAAAGACUUUCAUCGAACUGGGGCUUCCUGGAGGAAAGCUGGACUUCCUAAUGUCCGAAAAGAACCAGAUGGACACGUUUGCAGAUUUUGAUACCAUGACGGAUCGGUUGUUGGAUGAAAUCAUUCAGCACAUCCAGUUGUACAACCUCUCCAUAUCCCGAAUUAGCUUCAUCGGCCAUUCCCUUGGCAACAUCAUCAUCCGGUCGGUCCUCACACGGCCGCGGUUCCGGUAUUACCUCAACAAACUCCACACGUUCCUGUCGCUGUCUGGGCCUCACCUGGGGACCCUGUACAACAACAGCACGCUGGUUAGUACAGGCUUGUGGCUCAUGCAGAAAUUAAAGAAAUCUGGGUCCCUUCUGCAGCUGACCUUCAGGGAUAAUGCUGAUUUGCGCAAAUGUUUCCUCUACCAGCUAAGCCAGAAAACAGGUCUGCAGUAUUUCAAAAACGUCGUGCUGGUGGCUUCUCCCCAAGAUCGCUACGUGCCAUUUCAUUCAGCUAGGAUCGAAAUGUGUAAAACUGCCCUCAAAGACAGACACACAGGGCCGGUGUAUGCGGAGAUGAUCGACAACCUCCUGCGUCCCCUGGUGGACGCCAAGGACUGCACCCUAGUCCGGCACAACGUGUUCCAUGCGCUGCCCAACACUGCCAAUGCCCUGAUCGGCCGGGCCGCCCACAUCGCCGUGCUGGACUCCGAGCUCUUCCUGGAGAAGUUCUUCCUGGUGGCGGGGCUCAGCUACUUCAAGUAGCAGCCGGGGCCGCCCGCGGAGGCUUUGCGACCCCUGAACGCUCUAGCGGAGACGUCCCUCGCAGCCCUCGGCCACUGCAGGGCCCCGAGGCCAGGAGGGUGGGGUGGGGACCGGCCGUUCCAGGUGCUUCCAUCUUGGAGAUUUGGGAAAGCUGAACCCGUCCAUGGUAGUGUCACCUGACAAGAGGUUGUCCGAAGCUGUCCGGCCUCCUGGAGAGUCUUUCAAGAUGCUUUCUAGGAGAAAUAUGACAAAAUAAAGAAGCAGAAUCCUUGGAGUUGGUGAGCCCACCUUUUUCUCCCUCCGCUGGCUCACCGAGUCCGCUCCAGUCUCCCUAGAUGUGCCCGGUAUGUUCCUAGCUCAUAGCUUUAUCAUUCUGAUUCAAUCCUGUGCAUACAAGCAUUUCAGAACUCAGGCGAGCCUCCGUGCGGAAGUGGGGCGUAUAUUCCUGUAGAUACAACCCGUAAUCGAUUCCAAUGUGCUGCUUGUUCAAGACAGCGUGAUGCCCACACGGUCAUUCUCCCAUGUUUCCGCCACCAGGGGCAAAGGAAUGCUUUACGGACUUGAGUCCUAGUUC